Molecule: messenger RNA, 2197 nt
Organism: Hyposmocoma kahamanoa
Lineage: Eukaryota; Metazoa; Arthropoda; Insecta; Lepidoptera; Cosmopterigidae
Gene: cnn
Product: centrosomin-like
Exons: 12
Coding region: 47-2197 (716 amino acids)
Biological process (GO): establishment of mitotic spindle orientation; positive regulation of microtubule polymerization; chromosome segregation
Cellular component (GO): microtubule organizing center; pericentriolar material; perinuclear region of cytoplasm
Molecular function (GO): calmodulin binding; transcription cis-regulatory region binding; protein kinase binding
Source: RefSeq, a predicted model, not a curated record
UCAGUAAUUAGUUAUAUAAUAAAAUCAAGCAGCCUGAAAGUCUAAAAUGGCGGAGUUGGGAGUCGAAAGCAACGGUAUAAUUACGAGCCCGCGCAAGCUCCAAGAAAUGACUCUUCCCACAUCAGAAGUUCAUGAUGUAACCACAGCAAGUGGAAUAAGUAUGAAGCAAUACGAAGACCAACUUAAUUCUUUACGUAAGGAAAAUUUCCAUCUCAAGUUAAGGAUUUAUUUCCUUGAAGAAAAACUGGGGAAUGGAGCGCCGCCUGCAGUUCAGGGUUUGUUAGAACACAAUGUUAGACUCCAAGUGGAAAUGGAGGAACUCAGGAAGCAGUUAACAGAUAAACAAGAGCUCCUAGCAGCUGCCGCGGAAGCAAUCGACGUUUUGGAGCAACAGGGCUCAAUUUCAAAUGACAGUAUUGAAAUGUCAAUGAACAACGGUUUUGCUUUGAAAGAAGAAUGUGUGAAACAGACUGAAGAUAAAAAAAAAGCAGAAGAGAAACAAGAAGUGGUGGAUGAAACAUGCCCCGAAUCGGAAUCGGCCAUUGAUUGCUUGGGCACAACAGUCAACAAGGAAGAAUUGGACGAACUUGAAAGGUUGCGCAGAGAGAAUCGUAAAGCACUGCAAAUGAUUAAGGGUUGCAUGAAGAAAAUACAACAGCAAGAUAAAGAAAUUAAAAAGCUGAAAUUGGACAAUGAAUUGGCAUACGCACAAGUUAGCGAUUCUCAACUGGAAAAAUACGAAGAAAUUUUGAAAUGUAAAGAUGAACAUAUUAAUGAUCUAGAAAGUAAAGUCCGAGAACUUCAAAAAAAUACAGAAAAUAUACAAUGUCCUGACACCGCUGGCAAUCUUCAAGAACUUUUAACUCGUCGUCUACAAGGACUUGCAUUUUUCUUGGACAAGCUAUUAUCUCACAAGUGCGUUCUUGGCGAAGAAAAGAAAAAAUUGGCUGAAAGUAUUCUGGAACAAAGUUUGGCUUUGCCCGUGGGUUUGAAAUUGGAUGAGUCGAUGGCCCCUGAAGAUUUCACUAUGGAUGAAAGCAACCUUGAUUUAUCACAAUCAAUGAGGAUAGAAGAUUUAACCUUGAUGUUUGGUCACCAUAUGCGGUGCAGUGAGGAUAAUAUGUGUGGAUCAAGGCGGCACGCCUACGGAAAGCGUAUUCCCCAAGCCGAUCUUAUAUCCGAGUCGGAAUGUUGGUCGGAACCAGACAGGAACGUGUCACUCGCGCGUGUCGGCCUUUGCGACACCGGGCUUGCAGCUCGAGAGUCUGCUUCCGAGAAUAACAAGUAUCGUACACGGCGAUCUCGAAUUUCCUAUGGAUCUCGGUCCGAGGACAACAGACCUUCCAAUGAAGUUGCUAUGCUUGACGAAAUCACAGAAUUAACAAAGCGAACUGAAGAGCUUGAAGAUAUAAAGAAUGAUUUAAAUAGCAAAUUAGAUUUUGCUAUGUGCCAAAUUAAAGAACUUGUAACAGAGAAAGACGAGUUAAAAGCAGCGUUAAUCGAAGAACGUCUAAAAACAUCACAAGCAAAUGAUGAUCUCGUACUUUUGAAAAAUGCCCAGCUCACUUUUGAAUCUAAGUUUAAAGAUGUUGAACAACAACUGUCGGAUGCCAUGAAGGUAACAGAAAAGUUGCGCGCUGAAAGACAGGAAUUCGAAUCUACUUAUUUGGAAACCGAGCGCUCACUGAGACGCGCUGCAGAUGAAGCUACCGUGCAAGCGUCACAGGCGGCACUGGAGCGAGCUCGAGCACAACACGAUAGACUACGGUUUGAAAAAGAAUUGGAAGAGACUCGAGAUAAGUUGAACACGAUUAUGGAAAACAAUGCCCAAUUAGAGAUAGAAUUGGCUCGUAAAGUGGCUUUGGAAACUCAGAAUAAAAUUGCCAUUAUACCUGAAGGUGUACCAUCUGAAGAAGACAGACCUACUUCGCCUGAUCAGGGUAUUGAUAGCGAUAGAUUAUCAAGUUUGGAACAAAGUGAUGCACUUGCUUUGUCACCUCGUUCCUUAUAUGAAGAAAACGUAACAUUGAAGCAAAAAUUGGCGAGAACAAAGGCGACUCUAGCAGAUACGCUAACACAGUUAAAUGUUGCCAACAUGAGAAAAAGAAGCGUGCAACGUGCAAUUUGCCGCGAAAUUCACAAAACUCAGGGAGUAUUGCGUAAAGCACGCGAUCAACUUGAAAAUCAAAACAAUUAA